Messenger RNA from Rubroshorea leprosula, 3057 nucleotides. NCBI's taxonomy places the organism in Eukaryota, Viridiplantae, Streptophyta, Magnoliopsida, Malvales, Dipterocarpaceae. The record is from the annotation of a GenBank genome assembly.
UCAAAACCAACAUAUCCAAACAAACCAUGGUUUCCUCCUCCACUCAUUUCUUUCUUUUAAGCUUGGUUUUCUUGAUGAUCUCCUUCUUUCAACUAUCCUCACAUCAGCAACUGUGUCAUAAGGAUGAGUAUCUUGCUCUAAUGCAAUUCAAAGACAGCUUUGUCAUUGAAAGGCAAGCAUCUACUUGUCCAAAAGUCGAUCUUUGGAAAUCUCAAGGGGUUGAUUGCUGCUCAUGGGAGGGCAUAUGGUGUGACCAGAACACUUCUCAUGUCAUAGGCGUUGAUCUCAGUAGUAGUUGUCUUUUUGGUUUUAUCAAUUCCAGUAGCAGCCUCUUUCGCCUUGGACACCUUCAAUACCUCAACCUUGCACUCAAUGACUUCAAUUUCUCUAAGAUACCAUUUGCAGUGGGCAAUCUUUCCAGGUUAACUUAUCUCAACCUAUCUGGUUCUUUCUUUUCUGGUCAAAUUCCACAUGAAAUUUCAAAACUCUCCAAUUUAGCUAAGCUUGACAUUUCUUUCAAUCUUGAUUAUUCAAAUCAAGGAUUGUUGGAAAUCAAAAAGCUUGAUUUGAACAGCCUAGCUUUAAACUUAACCAAGCUAGAAUGGCUUGACCUCUCUUUUGUUGGUAUAAAUUCUCCAAUAUCUAAGGCCCUAGCAAAUAUGUCAUCAUUGACAUAUCUCCAUUUUGGUCAAUGUGGAUUAUUUGGAAAGUUUCCCACAGACAUUUUUCAGCUACCUAAACUUCAAGUCCUUGAUUUGGAUAACAAUUGGGAACUUAGUGGUAGUUUUCCUGAAUUUGACUCUCACAAUCAACUUAGUGUACUUGAUGUUAGAAACACAACCUUUUCCGGUGAGUUACCUAUCUCAAUAGGAAUGCUUAGGUCUUUGGAAUAUUUAGAUGUCAGUAGUUGUAGCUUUUCAGGCUUAGUACCACCUUCAGUGGGUAAUCUCACCAAGCUCCAAGUCUUGAUCCUUGCAAAUAAUUCUUUUGUGGGAGAAAAGGUUCCUUUCUUCUCAAACCUUACUCAACUAAUUCAAAUAGAUCUUAGUCUAAAUCAUUUCACUUUUAAUGAGGUCCCUUCUUCUUUUGCUAGCUUGACCCAUCUCAUGUGGAUAAACCUUUAUGGUAAUCAAAUUACCGGUCAUUUUCCAUCUUGGAUUACAAACCUAACAAAUUUAAGAUAUUUGAGUCUCGCGCUUAACAUGUUACAAGGAUCUCUUCCAAGAUCAAUUUCUAGACUUAAGAACCUUGAAAUAUUUGAUGUUGGUUACAAUAACUUAAGUGGUAUUGUUGAGUUUGACACAUUUCUUGAACUCAAAUUCCUUAAAGAUUUGGGUUUAUCCUUCAAUAAUUUCUCAUUGGUAAUCAAAACUACCACCAAUGGAACAAUUCCAAAGUUUGAAAUGCUAGGUCUUGCUUCUUGUAAACUAAGAGAGUUUCCAAACUUUUUGCGUAACCAGAGUGAGUUGAAUGUCCUCCACCUUGCCUUAAACAACAUCCAAGGCCAGAUACCUGGUUGGAUAUUGAAUAUGAGUGCAAGUUUAUGGCUUUUAGAUCUUUCUCACAACAAUUUCACAAGUGUUGAAGAAUCCUUUCUUGUUUUUCCUUCUAUUAGUCUUUUAAUUCUAGACCUUAGUUUUAACUUUCUCAAAGGUUCUCUACCAAUCCCGCCACUCUCCAUCCUUUCCUACAUAGUACCCGGGAAUAUGUUCAGUGGAGAAAUUCCAUCUCAAUUCUGCAAAAUGACUUCUCUUCUAAUGCUUGAUUUGUCUCACAAUAAUUUGAGUGGAAUGAUGCUGCAAUGUUUUGGCAACCUCAGCACCAUGUUGGUUUUAAACUUGGAAGGAAACAACUUCCAUGGUCCUAUUCUUGAAACAUGGGAAAGUGAAAACAAACUCAAAGUAAUUCGAAUGGGACAGAAUAAUUUGCAGGGGAAGUUACCAAGAUCACUAGGCAACUGCAAAAUGUUGGAGUUUCUUGAUCUUGGAAACAACAAGAUCAGAGAUACUUUCCCUUCUUGGUUGGGAGCUCUUCCUAAAUUGAGGAUUCUCAUUUUGCGUUCAAAUAGGCUCUAUGUAGACUUCUUUGCAAGAUGGAAUGCCAUGAUUGAUCUUGAUGGGGAGAAUGCAACAUAUUUGCAGGCAUAUAACCACCAUAUCAUGGUGAAUCAUCUUGUCAUUCCUUAUCUAUAUCCUUACUCAAUGACAAUAACAAACAAAGGAAAAAAGAUGGAGUAUGCAAAGAUCUUAGAGGUCUUUAGUGCCAUGGAUCUUUCUUGCAACAAAUUUGAGGGAGAAAUUUCAGAAGUAAUUGGGAACUUAAAGAGACUUCAACUGCUCAAUCUUUCCAAUAACGUCCUUAUUGGUCCAAUCCCAACAAACUUGGGAUAUCUCACAAAUCUUGAAGCACUUGACCUUUCUCAAAACAAGCUCACAGGAAGAAUUCCUACACAGCUAACGCAACUCAAUUUUCUUGAAGUCUUCAAUGUGUCUCACAAUCAUUUGAUGGGACCUAUUCCAAAAGGCCAACAGUUUGAUACAUUUGAAAACAGCUCUUUUGAUGGAAAUUCAGGACUGUGUGGAAUGCCACUGUCAAGGAAAUGUGACUACUAUAACCCUGAGGAUUUGCCUCCAACAUAUUCAACCUCUAAAGGAAAUGAAGACUCUAGAUUGUUAGCUGGUUGGAAAUUGGUGUUGCUGGGUUAUGGAUGUGGAUUCCUUAUCAGUAUUGUCAUUGGAAACAUUGUUUUCACAAAAAAACAUGAAUGGUUUAUGAAGACAUUCCGAAUCCGGCAGCGAAGAAGGCAAGGGGUGGUGUGUAAAAGAUUGAAUAGGAGGAAGUAGUGAAGAUGAUAUCGAUCCCCAUAUGCUAUCACUUCAUUUUCUUGUUUUUUUUUACUCCUACUUCUCUUUGUUUGUGAUUACAAGUUCAGUGCAAGUCUAAUGUAUAUAUUAUGGAGUGGAAUUUCAAUCUUCAUGAACAAGUACAUAUACUGCUACUUUCAGCAAUUGAAGUGGAAUACUUAUAAUUUCCUUUUAGUAAAUUCUUUGCUUUCCA